CCCAGGCUAUCACCCGCUCCACCCGUAUAUUCCGCCGGCGCUGCGGAGGCGUCAAAAUGAUAGGAGAGGGCAUGGGGAUCGGAUCGUGGUGAGCUACGCAGGAGAUGUCGACAAGAUGACAGCGGCCGUAUGACGCCCGUUUCGUUGAUUCUUGACUACAAAUCACGCAUGUACUACGAAAGAAAAUCGUAUCGCAAAUAAAACGAACGACUUAUGCCUCGUUACGGUGCCAGCUUUAUUUUACUGGAAUUUCUGUCUCGAAACGAGAUCGUAAUCGAACGAAUUCGGGUGAGAACCGCGAUCGCCGCGCCCGUGCAAUGUACACAGCGGCCUGAAUCCUGCUCAAAAUCGUCAUCAUCCCCGAGGAGUCUUUUCCUUCAACGUCGUGGAGUGAAGUGAUGAGCGUUUUCGGGGAUUUUCAGCGUGUCUGGGUACAAAGAUUCCCGGACAGCGCCUUGCCGGCGGCUUGGGAGGAAGACGUCAGGGCCAACCUAGUCAAGCAUAAACAGAAGGUAACAGCUUUGAGGGAAGAACUUGAAAAAGAAGAAUUUUAUGUGGAAUAUUUGGAAAGAUUAUUAGCUGAUGUUGAACGUCACAAACAGUUGGCAAAUAGUAACACAGCAACUACACCUGAGAAACAGCAACUUGCAGAAUCUCAUAAUCAGAAUGCUUGUCAAUCGGAAAACAGUAUAUCAGAUUCAACAAAAUUGUCUAGAGUUAACCGUGUGGAACCAUCAGCUCCACCACUUCCAGUGCGCGAGGAUAUAAGUAAAUUUCAGGACAAAUGUGUUUCUGAGUUGAGUUCUACUCUUAGUACAAGCAAAAGGCCCAAAAGUGAGAUACCAAAAAGUCCUGAUAAAGUGCCUGAACUUAGAAGAAACAGUGAUCCAGAUGUGCCAAGUAAUUAUGUCACUGUAAUUGAAGUAACAGGAAGCUCAAAGAAAGAUAAAAAUGAGGAAUCUCUUAAGGAAGAGGAUGAGAAAGAUCUGGAGAAUGCAAUUAAUGAAGAUGGAGAAGAUGGUGAUGCUGAAGCAUCUGAGGAGGAACCUUAUUAUGAUUCUGUAGCUGUAGAUCAAGCAGGAGAAUAUAUAUAUAUUGGUCCCAAUCGUGUCCCACCAGUUGGAAACAAUAAUGGCAGUAGAGCACCACCAAAGAGACCACCUUCCCUUCCAGAUUCACCAGGAACUCAGAGUAACUAUGUCAACAUCGAUUAUUUUAUACAACAUCGGGCGGCAAUGGAUAGCGAGGAUGAAGAAGGUGCAAGCCCUGCACCAACGAUUUUAUUGCGCGCUUUUAGUACCGAUAACGAAACUGGUAGUAGUGAUGCAGAACCUUUAAGUUUAAGCGAAGGUAGUUUAGAAUCGCCGACGCCAACUACACCUCGUCGACAAGAGAAAAGUAAAGAUCGUGAGGAUGAUAGAACGUCUAUGAUUAAGUGUAUUGUAAACUCGGUAGUAGAAAGUGAGACUAUAUAUGUUGAAUGUUUAAACGUGAUGUUACAAUACAUGAAAGCUAUCAGAGCUACAUUGACAACAUCACAACCCGUUAUUUCAGAAGAUGAAUUUGGCACAAUGUUUUACAAAAUUCCAGAACUACAUGCUCUACAUCAAACAUUUUUGGAUGGUCUUAGAAAGAAAUUAGAAAAGUGGGAUAACAAAACUACCAUAGGAGAACAGUUUAAAGUGAUGGCCAGCAAUAUAGGGUUAUAUGGAGCGUUUUUACAUAAUUAUGCACGCGCUACUGACACCGUGCGAAGGUGUUCUGCACAUUCUACUCAGUUUGGUGAAAUUACAAGAGAUAUACGACUUAGAGGUUUUCCCAAAGGGCCAGGUUUAUCUCUCGAAGAUCUUCUACAUAAACCAGUAGCUCGAGUUCAGAAAAACGCCUUAGUAUUGCAUGAUCUUCUUAAGCACACACCAGUGAAUCAUGCAGAUCAUGCACCACUUUCAGAAGCUCUUGCUAUGACUAGAAAUUUCCUAGACGAAUUUAAUAUUAUCCAAACGAAAUCGAUGUUUCCGAGUCAUGAUAGAGCACAACGAAGAUUAGUGAAAAAUUCAUUUGUAGUGGAAUUAUCUGAUGGUCAUAGAAAGUUGAGACACCUUUUUCUUUUUAACGACGUAAUUGCCUGCGCUAAAUAUAAAGCUUCUGGUAGAGACAAAUUUACAUUUGAAUUGAAGUGGUAUGUGCCAGUUGCGGAAGCAGUGGUGACAGAGGAUGGUGUUGAACCGCGGGAGACUAGUCCAGCUAACGUUGUAGCUUUGAGAUCACAAGCAUGUACUGUACGUGAUCAGAUUUUAUGGGAAGAACGAAAUGACGAGAAACGAAUCAGACUUGGUAGUAGAGGUUCAGAAAAGAACAGGAAGAAACUUGCUGAGCUCGAAGCUCAGUUAGUAUUAGCAUCUCCAAAUUUAGUAUUACGUGUUGCGCAUAAGAGUCAACAUCGAGUACAAAAUUCGUACACAUUCUUUCUAUCCAGUGAAUUUGAACGUUCUCAAUGGGUUGAAGCGGUGGAGGCAUUGCAACAGGUAAUGCGUUCCCAUAUGUACCUAGAUAAGUCAAAGGGUGGCCAACCUCCUGGUCCACUACCUUUAUCAAUGUACGAAUUACAAGCUUGGGUCACUGCUUGCCGAACUUAUCUUCAAACAGAUAUGGGCAGUUAUUUAUUAAGAUCAGGGCGUGACGAAAGCCUAUUACUAGGUGAUCUUCAUUUAACUUUACUUGGUUUAACACCACCAGGUUUAGAUAGAGUAGGAGAUCUUUAUAUUAUCGUGGAGGUCGACAGUUAUGGACACUAUUUUAAACGAGCAAGAAGUCGAGUUGCAAGGGGUCAAGCACCAACAUGGGGUGAAACAUUUGUUGUUGAGCUCGAGGGAAGUCAGAACGUUCGAAUUUUAUUGUAUGAAGAAUGCGGAACUCGUUCCGUAUUGAGAGGCAAAUGCAUACAAAGAUUGAGCAGGUCUUGGCUCCAGUCAGAUCAAGUAGAGAGGUCGUUAAAUUUAGGACCAGCUACUUUAGACGUAGCUCUUCGUUUCGUUCCAAGUGAAGUAACAUUAAGACGGGUACCCUCUGCUAAACCUCAGGGUUUAUUUGGAGCUAAGAUUCAACAAGUGUGCAAGCGUGAAAAACGUGAUGUUCCCUUCAUUAUAACAGCAUGUGUCAGAGAAGUAGAAAGGAGGGGAGUCGGAGAAGUGGGUUUAUAUCGCGUUUCUGGCUCAGCUUCCGAUUUGACGAAAUUGCGUAAAUCAUUCGAGAGCAAUUCAUAUGAAGCAGAACAAUUACUUAAAGAGGUUGAUGUUCAUUCCGUAACAGGUGUGCUCAAGUUGUACCUUCGAGAAAUGCCUGAAGCUCUCUUUACGGAUGCUCUUUAUCCAUCAUUCUUAGAAGCUUUCCAAACAGGCGAGUUAUCAAAAGGUGCUGCUUUACGAAGAGUCUACGAAAGUUUGCCAGCCGUAAACAAAGCGGUUAUUGACUUUUUGCUUACUCAUUUGAUACGAGUUAACAAACACGAGGCUCAGAAUAAAAUGUCUUUGCACAACUUGGCGACAGUGUUUGGACCGACGCUAUUACGACCUGGAACGAAUUCGCGAUCCGACGCGAAGAGUCGAGAUCCAUUAGCCGCGGGCACUGUAGACGUGAUGGCUCAGGCUGGUAUACUUUACUGUUUCUUGCAGAUGCAUAUGCAACAAAACAAUCAGUCACUCUAGUCGAGAGGUUCUUGUUGAUACAUCGUAGCGUUAGUUGCUUUCUACGAGUUUGACGUUGAACUCGUAGCAACUUACGCUGGGAUUGUAAAAUUAACGAUUUUUUAUAAUAUAUUUUAUUAGUUUUGUGACGUAUCGUUUAUACAACGCUGACUUAGACGCAUAAGUAGGAGCAGGCUUUGACGAAACCGAUCGACGAAAUUCCUCUUACAUGUAUUCGAUCAUUGGCGUAACUAGGAUUUUUGUCUACGGUGGACCAGGACAUGUAGCUUUAUUACCAUUUAAUGAACUGUAUCAGACACGAUCUUUUGAAACUUUAGGAACUUUAAGAUUUUGAAAUUUGGGAGUUUGAAAGUUCUCACGAAAUAUAUGAGAUAUUCUACGUCCUAUGUCCCUCACACUACGUGUGUUGGGUCAGUCCAUCUUUUUUAGGGAGAGGGUCCACCCAGGUCCAUACCUAGUUACGCUAAUGUAUUUUUUAUGCAUACGAGUAACGUAGCAAAAAAUGUGGUCUUGGAGUAGGUGUACCGGUCACACUUCGAGCUCCGUAAUAUAUAUUUUAUAUUUAUAUUUCCCUGAAGUCCUAGCUACGAUAAUUUCUACGUGGUUCACGCGUAAAACGUUUCCAUAAAAGCAUGCGUUGAACAAUUUCUCCCACAAAAACAAAAGAGAGAGAGAGAGAGAGAAAAGAAAAGAGAGACAUAAACAAGGAAGUUUGGUCAUUACGCAUCCACGUUUUAGAAAAUAAAUAUUUUUUUCCAAUGGGGGCGUGUUCCUAGCAGAGAAUCUAAAUUUUUUUACACGAUAACGUAACAUACCCGUUGUAUGUCCAUGAGAAUGCCCACGUAUUCGAACGAAUCACGUUCCUAAAUAUUUCAGGAAGCACGUUCCUUAAAAUGUGCGAAACAAUGCUUAACUAAUAUGAAGUAUACUAGCUGUAUUCCAUUUGCUACUCAAUAUAUAUUGUUUCUAAGAAGAUCACGUUUUUUCGCAAAUUAUGAACUGUUCUAUUCUUCAUAUGGAUACUUUGAUGGAAAUGCUCUCGAUUUUUUGUAAAGAAUAUUGCGAAGUAAAUAAGUAAGACCAAGUUUUUGAUGUUUAAGCUGUGAUUAGACUCAUGUUUGCUUCCCUCUUUUAUCCGGUACAUACAAAUAAUUUUAAUAAUUGUAUCUUCAAUAAUUGAAAUACUUAUUAACUUUAAAAUAUACGUACAAUUUAUACGUAUAAGAAUUUUCCUGAUUAACAUGGGCAACUUUUCUUUUAGUACCUAAAAAUACAUCAUAAUUUUAAACAGAGCUAGUUUAGGGAAUAAAGUCUAUGUUAUAAAAAUGUGAUAAAGUAUUCACCAAUAUAUCUAUUACACAUUCCUUUGUUACGUUACCAUUAAGGUAAACAUUUAUUAUAUUUGCUACUUUAGUUCCCUAUUAAUUUUCCUGCAGUCUAAAUACAGCUUAAUAAAGCACCAAAGAGAACGAUUCUCUCUCAUACAUUCAAUAGAGAACCAUAGUUAACCCUUUGAAGCAUUUUAUUUUAAAAUAAUCAAUCAUUUUAUCAGUGUCUAAAAAAAUAAAUGUUUAUAUUGUAUCAUGUACUGAGUAUCUAUGUUGCAAUAUUAUUAGGAAUGUGCGAUAUUCAAUUUGAGCUCGAGUCGUGUCGGUUAAAGUCUGAUGAGUUGUCCGACAUAAACACAAAUUCGACUAGCACGAUUAUUUAUGAAUUUGAAAACUUUAAAAUUCGAGUCAGUUCGAUUUUAUCCGAACAUAAUCGACUUUUCCCUACCCGACCCGACAGCUCAGCUACCCGCCACAUUCGAUUAUCCUCAUAUCUCUAAAUAUUACUAAACUGUAUUUUUCUAUUAUUACAGUAUAUAACGAAUUUGUAUUCGUCGUAACUUUUACAGAAUCGUUCUCUGUGAACAUAGAAUGGGUACUGUACUCUAGACAUCUUUGCUUCAAAGGGUUGAAACGACGAAAAGCACGUUUGGCAGUACAAAUUUAAUACUCGAUAGAAUCCCGCAUUAUAUGCUAGGACGUUUAUGAGCUACAUUGUAAUCAAGAUUAAAAGACAAGUCUGACAAGUGUUCGAUAAACAAAAUGAAAAAAGGAAUCGUACAUGAAUAUUAAAUGAAAUGAAAACAAAAAUUAGGAGAAAAUACAAAAUCGUGCUAAGGUACUUCCUCGGAAGUGAUCUUCGUGCUUUGAACGAAGGCAACUAUCGUAUGCGUGGUCACAGCGUGCGCGUGUGAAUGUAUGUGUGUAUUUGUAACCCGCUCAUGUGUAUUAUAUCGUAAAUAUUGGAUAACUUUAAUUUUUAUAUCGCAUUUAGCGUUAAGACGCGUUCCUCUUUUGUACAUUUGUGAAACGUGUAAAGACAAAGUUUCCGCUAUUGCGAUUAACAUUAUUAUUAGCAUAACUAUUAUUAUUUUUAUUAUUCCGUACUAUACAGUUAACAAUUUUCAUAGAGCAAGUAUUUGUUAACGACGUUCGAUUAAACUUAGCUUACUCGCAGCAAGACGAUGUACUGCCAAAAAGAACCCUUAAAGUGCAUAAAUAUACUGGAGGUUUAUAAACUUUUACAUCGAAAGUAUUUAUCGUCA
Megachile rotundata (alfalfa leafcutting bee) is the source of this 6297-nucleotide messenger RNA. RefSeq names its product Rho GTPase activating protein at 1A (gene RhoGAP1A). Lineage: Eukaryota; Metazoa; Arthropoda; Insecta; Hymenoptera; Megachilidae. The record is from RefSeq and is a predicted model, not a curated record. Gene Ontology annotation, biological process: intracellular signal transduction; positive regulation of GTPase activity. Gene Ontology annotation, cellular component: membrane. Gene Ontology annotation, molecular function: GTPase activator activity; guanyl-nucleotide exchange factor activity.